AUGUCGAGAUCUUCAAUGUCACCCACCGAGGAGAACAACAACACCAGCAGCGGCAACAAUAAUAAUCCUCCCACUAGCACCCGCGGCAGACGACGCUCUCACCACGCCUGUCUGACUUGCAGACGAAAGAAGACCCGUUGCCCAGGCGAGAAGCCAGCAUGCUCCAGCUGCGUCCGCCUCAAACAGUCGUGCUCCUAUCCCCCGGCAAUCAGGCCCUCUCAGAGCGGUCCUUCGGAGGAGAGAUUGGCCCAUCUGGAGGAGAAGCUUGACUUUCUGCUCAACGGAAGCUUGCCUACGUCACAACAAAAACAGAACCAACACCACCAGCCAAACCAUCACCAACAGCAACAGCUCGAUUCGGCGCUCGAAGAAACAACAGACACGUCGGAAAAGUCAUACUCUGGCGUGCGCAACACGCGUGAGCAUAGCUACCCUACAAGCCAUCCCUCAGUAAAGUCCGAAUCCGAGAACUCGUCGCUGCGACCGAGCCAUUCCGAUAUCGCUGUCGGUAUCGCGCUGUACUUUGAGUACUGCCACCGACAGCCAAUAUGGUGCUUUGAGCGCGACGAGGUCAGAGACUUUGGGGCCAUGCAUGAUGAGCUUGCUUGCAGCAUUCUUGCCUUGACGUUGCGAUUCUCUGAGAAUGGGGAUCAGGCAAAGUUGUACGCCAACAAUGCAAAGAGUCUCAUCAUGCUGAGGAUCGCCAAUGGGACUGUAGAUCUUGCGACGCUUGAGAGCCUCUGUCUGCUCUCUUAUUCCUCAUUUAUUGACGGCAAUGUCCACCUUGGCCAGUUUCACCUCGGUCUAGCGCAUCAAUUAUGUCGCUCUGCGAUGCUGGACGUCGAGUCCGUUUACGGCAUGGAAGAUCCCAUGUCGGACCGCAAGAAGAGGCUAUUCUGGAGUCUGCAGAUGCUUGAGCAAUCUUACGGCCGACAAGAAGGUCUUUUGAGCGUACCGACCGAGAUCUGGCGCCCGGCCUAUUCCACUACUCGAGGCCAAACGCCAGAUCAUGACCCACGAGCGCCGACCCUCCCCAGAGAUGAUCUCGGUUGCCAUCACCAGAAUGAACCCGGUAUAUGGAACACCAGCGUUCAUCUCGGCUGGGUCUGGAGCCAAGUGCGAAAAUACGUGUCCGAUUGCUCACACAACAACAUCAAGGAGCCUUGGCGACAUGACUCGAUGUACGCCAAAGUUCUCGCCGACUUUAUGGAGACGGAGAACAGGAUACCCAUGUGCCAUCGCUACGACACAGUCAAAUUCUACGAGCGCAAGGUCGAGGACUUGAAGAUGCAUCGCGAUUACUGGGCGCCGUGGUUGAAGGAGCAGUUCACAUACCACGUCAUUCCGACCGUAUUGAACCAUCCUUUCUUGUACAUCGUGGGAGCGCAGCACAACCCCAACCUCGCCAUCCCAAACACAUUUUGGAGGCGAUCGUCAGAAUUGGCACUUCUGCAUUCCACAUGGAUCGUUCGCAUGAUCGACAUGGUCGUCGAUAAGCAAGUACCGCUUGCAGAUCCUUUCUUCGGCCACGUCGCUGCCAUUGCGGCGACGGUGCACCUGUACUACUGCUGCGCCGCUGCGACGCGAUUGAAGCACAAGUCAAACACGGACUUUGCCAAGUGCAGGCGAUUUCUGAAGAACUUUCUGCCCACUUCGGCAGCUUGUAGAGCAUUGGACCGCAACCUUGACAAGAUGACGCGCAUCGCUGCAGGUACAUCGGAUAGCAUGGACGUUGAAGACUGGAUGCCCUCAAAGAUCUACCUCAGCGUCCCUCUCAUGUGGAAGAUUCUCCAGUUCAACACCUUUGCAGAUUCUCACGAGCUCCCAACGGCCGGUCUCCUUAACCAAUCCCUCGUCCCAAACCACACAAACGAGGAUGCAAAUGAGAAUAUUACGCUGGAGAUCAUCGUCGCCAGCGCACCGGACAUCACAAUCAACACUGCAGACGGCGGCCAAGAAGCGCCAACGGCAUCUUACAAGGCCCCGCUCUCGUCGCAGGGCCCAGACUCUGCGCGCGACACUGUCUACGACGAGGUGCCAGUGGACGAUAACUUGACGCUAUGCACCACGCCAUGGCUCUACGCGGACUCGUCGCAGUUCGUCAACAUUGCCGACAUGGGCUGCGAUGACCCCCAACCUGCCCUGAGCGAGAGCAGAGGGCCUGCAUGGUGGGAAGGUGAAAAUUUUAGUAAUAUCAUGUUUAAUCACUUUUAG
Molecule: messenger RNA, 2214 nt
Organism: Fusarium fujikuroi IMI 58289
Lineage: Eukaryota; Fungi; Ascomycota; Sordariomycetes; Hypocreales; Nectriaceae
Product: related to C6 transcription factor
Exons: 6
Coding region: 1-2214 (737 amino acids)
Biological process (GO): regulation of DNA-templated transcription
Cellular component (GO): nucleus
Molecular function (GO): DNA-binding transcription factor activity, RNA polymerase II-specific; zinc ion binding
Source: RefSeq, a predicted model, not a curated record